Messenger RNA from Naegleria gruberi, 2781 nucleotides. RefSeq lists its product as uncharacterized. The record is from RefSeq and is a predicted model, not a curated record. Gene Ontology annotation, biological process: cell motility. Gene Ontology annotation, cellular component: motile cilium. Bases 1 to 2781 code for a protein of 926 amino acids. The transcript is spliced from 4 exons. NCBI's taxonomy places the organism in Eukaryota, Heterolobosea, Eutetramitea, Acrasida, Naegleriidae.
AUGGCUCCAUCAAGUCUUGAUCUUGGUAUUGAAUGGCAUGCUAUGGAUAGAGCCCAACGUUUGGCUCAAAUAUACGAGUUGUAUGAAAAGGCUCAAAAAGAAAAAUUAAAUACAUUGGAAUCAAAAUUGGCAAAUUCAUCGGAACCAUUAGAAUAUAGAGUUAGUGAGGAUAAACCAAUUGAAUUGGAUAGAGUCAUUUCUUUCGUUCCCGAUUCUUACAGAUCAAAUGAAAAUAGAGAGGAUGUUAUUUUGGAAUUUGUUGAAAAUUUUAAUUUACAAUAUUCUCAAUUAUUUAAGGAUAGAAAGCCUUUAAUUUUAUAUCCUGAAAAUGAAGUUGGCAUUCAUAAAUUUAUUUGUACAUACAUUAAACCAACUCUAUUGCCAUAUCCUGAUUUAUAUGAUGCUAAAGGAAUAGCUCAGUUUAUUCACCAUCAUACAACUUUUGAAUCAUUGGAUAGACCAUUUGAAAUUCCUGAAGUUGUUUGUAGUCCAACUACAACUCUAUAUUGGCAAAAAGGAAAUAGUUUUGAUUUAUCAACUUUAUUAGUUUCUUUAUUAAUUGGAGCAGGAUUUAAUGCUUAUUGUGUAUCUGGAUAUGCUAAAAAGAGUAUAGUUCUAAACGAUCAAACUCAAAGUAAUUCACCAAUUGAAAUUGAACCUGAAGAAGAGGAAAUUACAGAAGAACAAAGAGUUUUCAAGCCAAGUAAAUACAAAUUAAAGACAAGACCAAAUUUAACAAGUCAUUUUAGAAGGGAAGAUUAUCCACUCAAGGAAGAUAUUGAUAUAAUUGAAAGUAAAGUUAGUGAAGUAUUAGGUGAAGAUAUUGAAUCAGAGCAAGAAAAGAUUCAACAAAAUAUUGGGAAAAUUCUCAAUUAUGUUCAUUGUUGGGUUGCAGUUCUACCUGGUAGAAGAGAUGUUAAAGCACCAUUCUUUAUUGAACCAAGUUCAGGACAAGUAUUUGAAUUGAAUGAAAUUGAUGAAGCUGGUUAUUAUGGAAUUGAAAGUUUGUGGAAUCAUGAAAACUAUUGGUGUAAUAUUUCAUUUGAAAAGAAGAUUUCUGAAAUUGUUUUUGAUUUGAAGAAUUUACGUCAUUGGGAAUAUGUUUUCAUUCAACAUUCAAAAGAGAGUGAAAUUGAAGAUGAAGAUGAAAAUGCUCAAGAAGAGAAGAGAAUUGAAUUUUUAACUGUAGAUGAAGGUGAAUAUGAUGAUGAUGUAUUGGAUGUUCCUUCUUCAUGGGUUGGAAGAAUUUCAAUUGCUAAAAGAAAAUAUGAAGAUAGAUAUCCGCUCAAUUACAAACUUGUUGAAUAUGCGAAUACUACUAUUGAAUAUUUCUCUCCUUAUUUUAGAAGUGAUUUAGUUACAAAGAUUAUUACUUGUUUUCAUGAUGAAAUGAAGGAAAAGACAAAAGAAAUUCAUUAUUAUUAUAGUAAUAGAAAAGAUUUAUUAAGAAGAAGAUCAGUCUAUUACAUUUAUUCAUCAGCAGAUUCUGAUGUACCAAUUAGAGAGAGAAUUCAUGAAUGGUUUGAUCCUGGAAGAAAGACAACUUCUAAUUUUGAAGCCUUGAAAGAAUUUGUAUUUGAGAAGGGAGUUAGAAGAGAAUAUAAAUUUUAUAGUGAAGCAAGAUUGGAUGGAUUAGAAAAGAGAACUGAAUUAUUUGAAUCUAAAAAUUUAAUUCAACCUAAAAAAGUAAUUGAAUAUUUCCAUAAUAGAAUUGAUUUCGGAGAUUAUUUAUGUUAUAGAUCUGUUACUUAUGAUAUUGAUAAAUCAAGUGCAGGAUUAUUAAGUCAAGAUCAUCCAGAAGAUGAUAAAUAUGGACCAAUUAUUGGAGAUUUAGGAUCAACACAAAAUAAUAAUUCAAAUGGAUUGAGUGGAUCAAUGAUUGAUUUUUCAAAUACAACUGAUAAAAGUUUUACAGAUGGAGCCUUAACAAGAAGAAAACAAUUGAAUGAUAAUAUCAUUAUUAAAAUGACAGAAAAAUUCCUUAGAGAUGAAAGUAGAAAUGCUAAUGAAGAUGUUGCCAAGAGAACAUUCUAUAUUGUUGAUAAAAAGAUUAGAUUAGAAUAUCAUUAUGGUGAAGGUAAAAUAACAAGAUCAGUGAGAGAAUAUACAAAAGAUGGUCAAUUUUAUACAGAAAUUAUUGAUCCAUUCAUGCCAAGACCUAAACUUGUUGAUACAGUUGAAGAAUAUCAUGCACUCUUACAAACUGAAGUUAAAUGUAAAGAAGAUAUUAUUAAGAGUACUGCUGAAAUGGCAAAUAUACUUCAAACAAGAUAUUCAGAAGAGAAGAAUAUUCAAUUUACCACAACUAUUUAUGAUGUUGAAAGAAAUAGACCAACUGAAGAAGAAUUGAGAUUAUUAAGAGAAAAGGAAAGAGAAUUAGAAGAACAACGUAAGAAUAAGGACCUAGUUGAUCAUUUAAUACCUAAAGAUGGUGUUAAAAGUGUUCAACAAGCUGAAGAAAUUUAUUAUACAGUUAUGAAAGAUCUUAAAGAUCAACUCAUGAUGAGAAUUAAUAUUAUUGAAGAAAGAUUACAAAAAGAAAAACAAAAAUUGGCAAGAAGAAGAACCAUGUAUCAAAAAAGUCAAGAAGGAGUUGAUAGAAAUAGUGAAGAAUAUGUUCAAUUCUGUCAAGAUACUUUAUUCAAAAUUAAAAUUCUCAAACAAAGAGCAGAAGAUCACAAUGCAAGAGCUGCAAAGAAAUUUGCAGAAUUGAAAGAAAAAUUAUUGAAUCACAAACAAUUAGGAGGAUUCUUAAAACAUUUGAAAAAUAAGAAGAAUUAA